Messenger RNA from Alternaria hordeiaustralica, 447 nucleotides. RefSeq lists its product as uncharacterized. The record is from RefSeq and is a predicted model, not a curated record. Lineage: Eukaryota; Fungi; Ascomycota; Dothideomycetes; Pleosporales; Pleosporaceae. The transcript has 2 exons. Bases 1 to 447 code for a protein of 148 amino acids.
AUGCCAGCGCUCGUGGAGGAGCUGCGGGAGACCAUCAAGGCCCUCAACCGAGAGAAAGAGGCCCACAGUGCGACCUUUCAAGAAGUCAUCAACCUCAGGAAGCAUCUGAGGGAAUCGGACCGCAAGCGGAAGGUCCUUGAAGGCGACAACGAGCUCUUGGUCCUCAAGUGCAAGUUCCGAGAGGGAGAUGGUGAAGACAAAGACGGUGGAAGCAGCGAUGGCGACAUGACAGCAGUCCAUACUGACGACAAGGCGCUCAAGUCUGACCUACCCGACGCCCCAAUCCAUCACCCAGGAAUGUACAAGGCUUUCUCGGCCUCCCAUUCGGAAAGUCUGAACGCCUCGUCUUCGGCAAACCACUUGGACCACACCACCCACGCUCUCUCAGAAGACAACGUCGCCGGCUCUACCCACGGUACCAAGCGGACCUUCGAUGAAGCCAAGUAA